Symbiodinium sp. CCMP2456 is the source of this 3681-nucleotide messenger RNA. Lineage: Eukaryota; Dinophyceae; Suessiales; Symbiodiniaceae. The record is from the annotation of a GenBank genome assembly.
AUGAUCGCAGCGGUGAAGACGAAGAUCACGGAUGGAGUGGUCGGCAUCACGGGCAUCACCAAGAAGCCGGUUAACCAAAGCGGGAAGACGGAGACGCCCUCGGAUCGCUUGACGUUGGUCUCCCUGAGCCGGGCACCGGGGGAUGCAGAUACCUACGAGAUCACCUUCGAGGGAGAGGCUCCCCCAGGGGCCGAGGGCUACGUGUGGCAGGUGACUUUGUCCGUGGACGCCGCGGGAAGGAUACAGGGCGACGGCAUCCCGCACAAGCGCAAGAAGCAGAUCGUGAACCGGAAGGCCAGCGUGCCGGAGGUGCCAGAGGCCACACCGCUGCAAGCGUCGAAGCCACCGAUUGAGCUGUCGAUGGAAGAGAAGAUCGAGCUUCCGGACUUCGAGGACGAUGAGGAGGCCGACGAGGACCCUCAUCUCAUGGCAGAGAUGGAGCGCGAGCGGAUGGACAUUGAGCGCGAGGAGGCGGGCGAGGACUCGGACAUGUCCGAGGGGAUUCCGAGGAAGCCCCGGAAGAAGAAAGCCUACAGCGAGAGCUCCGAGGAAUGCUACAACGAAGACGCCGAGAGCGAACGGGAGGACAGGGAGGUAAACCGGGACACGCUGAGCGAAGCGAUCUUGCCUAUGUACGAUGCGACGAUGGAGAUCCUUGAGAUCCUCGAGAACUACAACGGGGACCUGGGACAAGUCUUGCGAGGCUACAAGAAGAUGUUCCAGUGCUUCAAGGACCUGAAAAAGCACAAGAAGCUCCGACGGGAGUUCGAGAAUUAUAAGAUCCGACAGCAAAUCGGAAAAGACCGCUACAAGUGGCCUACAACAGCAGCAAAGCCACGAACAAGAGAGGCGCACGAGCUCCUGGAAGAGCAUGGCAUCGAGGGAGAACUCGAAGAGUUUUUUGAGGAGCUCUACGGCGGCGAUUCCGUACAAGCUGACCGAGCCAGCAGCCUCGCGAAGCCGGGGAUUUGGAAUCCCAGCGAUUGCUUCACUUGCCUGGUGUCCAUGCAAAUGUAUAAAUUUUUUGACAAGACGCAGCUGGAGCACACCAACAGGAUGUUCGAAAAGUUUCCCGACUGUCUGAAGGUGGCGUUCAUCGACUGCGAUGACAAGGGUAUCACUGCAGAGUCAGACCUUGUCCAUCCGAAGCAGAAGCGACGCUACUACAGCAGUCUCAUCGAUGCCGCCUGCGAAGACUUGCCUACGGGAUUGAAGAAGGCCAAGUAUCGCGUGGAGCUGCCGGGCUAUCCUAUCCUGGGCGAUGGCAAGGGUGAUAACCAGAACCAUGCAAUUCCAUUCAUGCGUGGUCUUUUUACGCAGUGCAUCGAUGCGAAUCAGGGCGCAUACUUUGAGCAGAUGAUGCUGCUGCCUUGUGCGCUCGGCGAAUUCCGCUCGCGACGGAGAGGUGAUGGGCUGUCGAAGCGAAUUGUAGGAUUCCCGGAGCACAUUACGAGUGACAUCGGAUCGAUUGGCGACUUCGCUGCCUCUGCUGAAGUAGCCUUUGGUACAAUCCUGCAAAGAACCUAUGCAGUGCUUGGUGCCAGAAUGCAUUACGGCCAUCCCGACAUCAUGAAUAAGCUGGCCAUGAUGCAGCAGGGCGGUGUUUCCAAAGCCACCAAGACGGUGAACCUCUCUGAAGAUAUCUUCGCAGGUAUGGACUUCACACUUCGGGGUGAAGGGAGAUCCAUCAAGCAUUCGGAGUACUUCCAUUUGGCCAAGGGCCGUGACCUUGGCUUCAACACCGUCCUGGGCUUCUUCUCCAAGCUCUCUUCCGGGACAGGUGAGCAGGUCCUGACACGCCAAGCUUUCCGAUUGGGCCAAGUGCUACAGCUGCCAGAGGCACUGACGUUCUAUUAUGCGCAUGUGGGAUACUACUUCACGCAGCUGUUCGUGUCGUGGAGUAUGCCCCUGCUGGUCUUUGUCUGGCUGCUAGUGCUGCUCGCAGACGAGGUGCGUGGUGGCAUUUUCGAGGCCUUCUUGAACCUGAACCAGGACACGAUGUCAUCAGCUGAAGUGAUGGCCAAGACUGUGGGCGUCUGGUUCUCCUGGCUAUUGCUGCUCUUCCUGGUUGCCACCUCUCUUCCACUCUUGGCUGAGAUGUGGAUGGAACGCAACUGCAAGGUGGCUUUCGAGCGGUUCUUGAAGCAGAUGUUCACCCUCUCGCCGCUCAUGUUCAUCUUCCAAGCGAAGAUCAUCGGCCACUACGUCAUCAACGAAAUCCGCUAUGGUGGGGCGACCUAUGUCAACACGGGCAGAGGUUUGCCAACCGACCGCCGUCCAUUUAUAGGUGAGGCUUUGCCUGGCAAGUUCCAGCUGAAGAAAGUCGGAGGACUGUACUUGGACUAUGCGGCCAUAGCGUAUUACGAUGGAGUGACCUUGUUGGCUGGAGUUGUGCUGAUCUUGGUUGCUGGCGGCGUGUCAGGUGCAGGUGAGUUCGCUGGAGACGUUUGGUGGAUCUUCAUCUGCUUGGGUCUAACAGUGGUCUCAUGGCUAUGGGCACCCUUCAUAUUCAAUCCCUACCAGUUCGUGUGGAAGCACUUCAAGGAGGACUUUCGUGGUCUCGUGGCUUUCUUCUUGGAGGGAAGUGGCCGCCAUUGGGUCGAGUGGUACGAUCGCACACAGCUGAAACCGCGCAGUGGCGGGCUGCACCGAUCCAUGGUGGACAUCACGUUUGUGGUCGCAGUCUUCUUCCUGGCUGCAUGGUACGCAAUGAUCAACAUGAAGAUCGACGCACUUAUGUUGGCCUAUUCAGGUGCCGUCUCGGGCAACAUGCUGCACAUCGCAGUUCUCCUGCCACCGAUCGGAGCUUCAUCUGUGUACUGUAUUCUGGCCGUCCUCUUCGAGACGCUAGUUGGCUGCUCUUCAAUUCUCCGCCGACGGCUGCUGAGACCAAAGCGCUCGAAAGCCAAGAGUUUCAGAUUUCGCUCUGCGAAAUCUUCCGGCACGGAGGAGGCAAAGCGUGGCGCUGCCUCUGCCCGCCGCGAUGUCGAAACCGGUACUCGCGAGUCGACUGCCGUGACAGAAGAAGAAGAGGAUGAGGAGGAGGAAGCGCCACAUGCAACUGCUCAGGACCGUGAAGUGGCCCCUGCACCGGCCAGUGCGGCACCUGGACCUGUCGACACGCCUCAGGGCCAGGAGGCUCCACCUCGACAAUGCUGCGAGUUUGGCAUCCCGCUUACUUUUUCAGCUUGGACGGUCUCGUGCCUUGACCUGGCAGAAGCAGUCUAUGCGAUCUAUGUCUUCAUUGUAAUUGGGUGGAGGAACGCAUUCGUUGCCGGAUUCAUUCUGAAAUGUUGCUUGCUGAUCAUGUGCAUCUUCUUUGGUGAAGGCAUGCUGCGGGCGCGCUGCUGCAACCUCCUGGGCUGCUGUGGCUUGCCCUUGCAGCUUUGGGUUCGUGCUCAUCGAAUGUCGCGGGACAUCAUGGUGUCCUCGAUCAUCUUUUCAGUGAUGGUUCCGUUUGUUGUGCUGAACAGUAUCAAUGACUACCUUUGUCCUGGCUGCUCGGCGCACCAGCUGCUGAUCUACAGGGACCCAGGCCACCUCGCGCGAACCGAAGCUGUUGUCAUGGAUGUACUGGGUGAAGGCGACUGGCUAGACGGGGAGGUUGAGGAUGGGAGAGCCGUGUUCGACGGCGCACUUCCGAAACCUCAGCUACCACCAGCCCAGGAGCGGUUUGGCUGA